AUGUGGACUAGAGACCACGACCACUCUGAAGAGUGCACGAUUAAAAAGAAGAAGAUAUUCUCUCGAAUUGAUUACAAGAUUGACAAAAGUGAACGUUACGAGUACUAUCCAGCAACUCCUCGCCUCGCGAGUAUCACUUACCGAGGCCGAGUUGUGAAAAUAUCAGGAACCGUGGUCAUCCCGAACAAACGUGGCCAGACACUUGCAGAUUAUGCGAAAAGGAUAGGCAUCAAGGUAAAACAAGAACCUUCCAAACGACCAAAUUCAAUGGAGCCUGGCCUAGUCCCAUGGUCAAGUUGA
Molecule: messenger RNA, 300 nt
Organism: Pieris macdunnoughi
Lineage: Eukaryota; Metazoa; Arthropoda; Insecta; Lepidoptera; Pieridae
Source: the annotation of a GenBank genome assembly